CCGACGUUCCUCUCCUCUUUGUGUCUUUGCGUUUCUACCGGCUCCGCAUCGUCCUUACAGGGAGGAAGAAGCGGGUGAGAAGCAAACACUUCUCUUUCCACCGUUCUACCUGUUUCUGCAGACUUGUUCUGAGGCCGAGGCAUCUCCAAGGUAGUGAUGGCUCUCCAGAGGACCCAUGCAUUACUUCUGCUCUUGCUGCUGACCCUGCUGGGGCUGGGGCUGGUACAGCCCUCCUAUGGCCAGGAUCGCAUGUACCAACGAUUCCUGCGGCAACACGUGGACCCUGAUGUGACAGGAGGCAAUGAUGGCUACUGCAACUUGGUGAUGCAAAGACGGAAGAUGACUUCACAUCAGUGCAAGCGCUUCAACACUUUCAUUCAUGAAGACCUUCAGAGCAUUCGUAGUAUCUGCAGAACCGCCAAUAUUCAGUGCAAGAAUGGCCAGAUGAACUGCCAUGAGGGUGUAGUGAAGGUCACAGACUGCAGGGAGACAGGAAGUUCCAGGGCUCCCAACUGCAGAUACCGGGCCAAGGCCAGCACCAGACGUGUUGUCAUUGCCUGUGAAGGUAACCCAGAGGUGCCUGUGCACUUUGAUAGAUAGAUGCCACCCAGCAGGGGUUAUGGCCCAGCUGCUGGCCUUUAAUUUACUCCUUAAAUAACAAUGAGUAAUGCAUUUGAGCUGUCCCAGGCUCUGUCUCCACUGCUUCUUUCUUUCCUUUUUUUUUUUUUUUGUUCAUUAUAUAACCAAUUCUGUUAAAUACAUUGCAUGAAAGAGAAAGAUGAGACAUAAACUUAUAAUGAAUCUGAGCUUUUCUGUAAUAAGCUUCCUUCUAUAAUAUUGGUCAGCUUUGCUCUCUCUAAUCUUAUCCUCUGGAAUUUAGUCAUUAUUUAGCACUUCAAGAAUUUCAAGGUGCUUUCAUCUAAGUUAUCUCAUUCUAAUACCAUAGCACCCUUGGGAUGCUGUUACCAUAGCACCCUUGGGAUGCUGCUGCUAGUGUUGCAAUAUACAAAAGCCCAAAAUUAAGAGAUUUGCUAAGACCAAAAGGUUAGUAGAAAAACUGAGACAAAAGUCUAGUUUACAUGGUUACUAAUCCAGGGCUUUUUCCACUUCAUCACAAGGAAUGUUUUGAAAAUAUCUGGUUUCUGUUAUUCCCAAAUGUCAGCUGUUGGGGGAAGCAUUACAAAUUUGGAAAUAGACACUGGCAACAUGAGAGCUCUAUCUGUAUAAUGUGGCAACCUUGCUGUGUUUGGAUCUAAUAAGAUCAAGAAAUGAUACAAGGGAUUUUCUUUUCCUCUUCCCAAACUUUUGAGUCACUCUAGUAAGUCAGAGUAUUAAAAUGUACUAGAUCAUUAAGACUCUUCCUGACUGAAAGAUUUUUCAAGUUUUCCUUAUAAUAAAGGAAAUAAGAUACCUUCAAUUCCAGGUAUUUGAGAAGA
This is a messenger RNA of Balaenoptera acutorostrata (minke whale), 1436 nucleotides long. RefSeq names its product ribonuclease A family member 4 (gene RNASE4). The coding region runs from base 157 to 600 and encodes 147 amino acids. Lineage: Eukaryota; Metazoa; Chordata; Mammalia; Artiodactyla; Balaenopteridae. The transcript has 2 exons. The record is from RefSeq and is a predicted model, not a curated record. Gene Ontology annotation, molecular function: RNA nuclease activity; nucleic acid binding.